AGUUGGGAAGAUCAGAGACUGGAGGGGGGAGAAGGUGGGCUGAUACUCCCCCACAUUACAUGCAGAACCAGGACUUUUAUCUCCCCUUCCUUCUCCUCUCUCAGUCAGUACUUUGCAUCCUGGAGAAGACAGACACCUUCACCCAGUAGCAGUCUGUCCAAGCAGCCAUGGCUAAUAAAGGUCCCGCCUAUGGUAUGAGCCGUGAUGUCCAGUCUCGCAUCGAGAAGAAGUAUGAUGAUGAGCUGGAGCCUCGUCUAGUCCAGUGGAUUAAGUUGCAGUGUGGCGCAGAGGUGGGAGAGCCACCUGAGCCAGGAAGAUAUGGAUUCCAGCAGUGGCUAAAGAAUGGAGUGGUCCUCUCCAAACUGAUUAACAGCUUAUACCCCAAAGGAUCACACCCCGUGAAGAUCCCCGACCCUCCUCCCAGCAUGGUCUUCAAGCAGAUGGAGCAGGUGGCCCAGUUCCUGAAUGCAUCUGAGGCUUACGGAGUGGUGAAGACAGAUAUGUUCCAAACCGUAGACCUGUAUGAAGGAAAAGAUCUGGCUGCCGUUCAGAGGACAAUAGUAGCUCUUGGGAGUAUCGCAGUUACAAAAAAUGAUGGCCAAUACCAAGGAGACCCAUCCUGGUUUAUGAAGAAAGCCCAGGAGCACAAGCGGGACUUCUCCGAAGACAAACUGAAACAAGGAAAGCAUGUGAUCGGUUUGCAGAUGGGCAGCAACCAGGGGGCCUCCCAGUCUGGCAUGACGGGGUACGGCCGCCCUAGACAGAUUAUCAGCUAAAUUUAAGUCAAGAAGGGUUAACCUUGUCACUGCUGGAAGGGUCCUUGACUAAGACACAGCAGUGUAGGGGUAUACACAUUUCUAGCUCUUUAUGCAUCACAUUCAUGGCAGAAGCGCCCAGUUACAGCCCAUCCAAUUACAAGUAGAUGUAGUAACAGUGAAUACAAAAAUGUCAAUAUCCAAGUAGUCAUCAUCUCUUUUAUGCAAUGGUUUCUCACUACACACAGCUUAGUGUACAGAAUUACUGAAUAGAGGGUGCACUUAUAGCUUAGUAGCAGAUGACCGGGUCUGUGAACGCUUCUGAACCCCACAUUGGACUGAAUUUCACACAUAUCCAGUUUAAAAUAGGAGGAAACUCACUUGUAGUGACAUCACUUCAAUGGCAUGGCAGAAACACGUACCUUCAGCCGCCCCCGACCUGCAUGGUCCGCACUCAACCAUUAGAGACAUCGUUUAGGAGCAUCAGAAGUCUCAGUUUUGUUGCCUAUAUUCUUUGCCCUUGAAAAGCUCAUUUUUGACUACUUUUCGUCCACUCCGGCCUUCAUUCUGCACGGUCUUUUAGUUUCUGCCCCAUUAGCACCAUACUAGACACUACUAUGCUUUACAGCAGUAAAGAGGUUAAUCGGCUUAAGUCUUAACAAGGAAAUGUUCUAUCCAAUAAAGUGUUUUUAAGAUGAUUUUUUUAAACUUUUAUUUUUGAUCAAAAUAAAAUUGUUUAUCUCAUUAAA
This is a messenger RNA of Bufo gargarizans (Asiatic toad), 1504 nucleotides long. It is a transcript of the gene TAGLN, whose product is annotated as transgelin. The record is from RefSeq and is a predicted model, not a curated record. Gene Ontology annotation, molecular function: protein binding. NCBI's taxonomy places the organism in Eukaryota, Metazoa, Chordata, Amphibia, Anura, Bufonidae. The transcript has 5 exons. The coding region runs from base 168 to 776 and encodes 202 amino acids.